AUGCUACACUUACAACCACAGAACCUUCUCAUUCAAAAGACGCUUAAUGAGUCGAUUGAGGCUCUCCACCAGGACUCGCCGUUGACCAUGGACAGAAUCGUGUCCGACUUCGACUAUACCACCUACCACAUUUCGAAUUCUGCCGAGGACAAGUCCAUUCUGCUCUUGAGUAUCAAGACCAAGGCCUGGGUCAGUGUCUCUGAGUGUCAAUUAGACGGCUCUUUGACCUUGUUGAAGUUCUUGGCCGAUCACUACUCCCCCUUGGGUGGGCUGACUAUUCCCGCUCAAGUGGAGUCCGGCUACGACUAUACUCUUCAACUUUCAUUGAACGAGCUGACUCAGGACUCCAUCUUGCAAUUGUCUGUUCUGAAGACCGUCAUAUUGAGUUAUCCUUUUGAAUUGGCCAUUGCAAAGUUCACUGAAUUGAGCCAGCAGCAACCAACGCCCAUCGAGGCAGAGAUUACUGGCGGUGAGGUCGCUGCCAAUGGAGACAAUACUUUGUUCACAAUCAAGUAUCGUGACGAGGAGAAUAUCUUCAUCAAGCCUUCUAACGACAGAAUCACUAUUAUUUUCGAAACUAUCUUCCAAGAUGAAACGGAUAAAAUCUUUGGGAAGGUCUUUUUGCAAGAAUUCGUAGAUGCACGUAAGAGAAACCGCCAGAUCCAGUCCGCUCCACAAGUUCUAUAUUCGCACGAGCCUCCAUUGGAGUUGAAGAAAUCCUACCAGCCACCCAAAGUCGCGGAACAAAGCAGAAGAUUCAUCACGUUUGUUCUGUUCCCACGUCAUUUCCAAACAAAAGAGUUGCAAUUCCAUUCGAUUUGUCAGUUAACACUAUUCAGAAACUACUUCCACUACCACAUCAAAUGUUCCAAGGCUUACAUGCACUCCAGAAUGAGAUUUAGAGUGGACUCGUUCAUCAAAGUCUUAAAUAGAGCCAAAGUGGACGAAGAUGAUGAAAACGAUGAAUCAAGUGCGGAUGCCAGACAACAGGCAAGAAGAACUUUUACUGGUAGAAAGAUUGUUUACUAA
This is a messenger RNA of Saccharomyces eubayanus, 1029 nucleotides long. It is a transcript of the gene ARC35, whose product is annotated as Arc35p. The coding region runs from base 1 to 1029 and encodes 342 amino acids. The record is from RefSeq and is a predicted model, not a curated record. Gene Ontology annotation, biological process: actin filament polymerization; Arp2/3 complex-mediated actin nucleation. The transcript has a single exon. Lineage: Eukaryota; Fungi; Ascomycota; Saccharomycetes; Saccharomycetales; Saccharomycetaceae. Gene Ontology annotation, molecular function: structural constituent of cytoskeleton; actin filament binding. Gene Ontology annotation, cellular component: actin cytoskeleton; Arp2/3 protein complex.